This is a messenger RNA of Solea solea (common sole), 6481 nucleotides long. RefSeq lists its product as uncharacterized. The transcript is spliced from 18 exons. Gene Ontology annotation, molecular function: protein binding. Bases 1101 to 6068 code for a protein of 1655 amino acids. The record is from RefSeq and is a predicted model, not a curated record. NCBI's taxonomy places the organism in Eukaryota, Metazoa, Chordata, Actinopteri, Pleuronectiformes, Soleidae.
AUUGUUCUAACUAUAAAUAUGUGCCUCUCCAGAUAUAGUCGUUCUUAAAUUAGGAGCUGUGGCCGAGGAUCGUGUUUUUUCAAACCAGGUUGACGUGCACAAAUGUAAAAAGACAUGAUCGAGUAGAGAAGCUGUGCGCCAACGGUGACGCUGUAGGCGCUGUUUUUACAGCUGUGCACAAGAACCAAGGGCGUAGGUUUCGGUUGGACUUACUAGCCAGUGGACUGUAUAAAUCGAAUUGUCCUUUGGGCAUGAAUACAGUUUUCUGAAUCUGAAUAUAUUGUAACACUCUCAAGUGACGAGGAGACGUGUUCUCUCUUUCGCCGUUCCCGGCUAUAUUGAUUGCAUAAUAGUGAUGUGUCGUUCGUGAACGUUUCGUUCAAAAUUAACUAAUCUUUUAUAUGACUCGGGAGUAAUGAGUCAUCUCAGUGAGUGAUUCGUUCAUUUUCAUGCAGUACCUUCCUUCGCCACAUGGCAGACAGCUGCAUAAGCUCAGUCAGCAGGACAGGAAACAGAAAUGAUUAGUUCAGGAUUCACUCAACUGAGUGGUUCGUUCGUUCAUUUUCAUGCAGUACCUUCCUUCGCCACAUGGCAGACCGCUGCAUACGUUCAGUCAGCAGGACAGGAAACAGAAAUGAUUAGUUCAGGAUUCACUCAACCGAGUGGUUCGUUCGUUUAUUUUCAUGCAGUACCUUCUUUCGCCACACGAUGGCAGGCAGCUGCUUAACCUCAGCAGGAAAGGAAACAGAAAUGAUUAGUUCAGGAUUCACUCAACUGGGCGAGCGUCGGUCCUUAGGUCACGUGACAGCUACCUAGUCACUGUUGUGCUGUUAAACAACAAUGGCAGAAAGGAUACAGGACACAAGUCACUUUAUUGAGUAUGUAAGGCAACGAGUGGAUCUGAGAAUCUUCUCACCAACCAGCCAAUACAAUACAUCUGGAAAACAAAGUGAAUGAAUGAAUGAAGCAAAUCAUCUUCACUACAACUGUAACCUGGUGAAAAAGACAAGGAGCUUGAAAAAUGUAACAGAGGAAGAAAAAAACAGCCUCAACCCUCAGCUUCACAUGAGAGAAAAACCAAGGUGCCUGACGGACAAGUCAUGGCCACAUCAACUGAGGACGAGUUUGUGACAGAAAGGCCAGACUCUCCUUUAAACAGCGGUGUUUCUUUAAAAAGUGACAGAUCCAUGGGCAAGCCCAUCAACUUCACUCAUGAUGAACAAAGCCAGUUUGUGACAGAAAGGCCAGACUCUCCUAUAAACAGCGGUGUUUCUUUAAAAAGUGACCGAUCCAUGGGCAAGCCCAUCAACUUCACUCAUGAUGAACAAAGCCAGUUUGUGACAGAAAGGCCAGACUCUCCUAUAAACAGCGGUGUUUCUUUAAAAAGUGACAGAUCCAUGGGCAAGCCCAUCAACUUCACUCAUGAUGAACCAGGCCAGUUUGUUACAGAAAGGCCAGACUCUCCUAUAAACAGCUGUGUUUCUUUAAAAAGUGACAGAUCCAUGGGCAAGCCCAUCAACUUCACUCAUGAUGAACCAGGCCAGUUUGUUACAGAAAGGCCAGACUCUCCUAUAAAAAGCGAUGUUUCUUUAAAAAGUGACAGAUCCAUGGGCAAGCCCAUCAACUUCACUCAUGAUGAACAAAGCCAGUUUGUUACAGAAAGGCCAGACUCUCCUAUAAACAGCUGUGUUUCUUUAAAAAGUGACAGAUCCAUGGGCAAGCCCAUCAACUUCACUCAUGAUGAACCAGGCCAGUUUGUUACAGAAAGGCCAGACUCUCCUAUAAAAAGCGAUGUUUCUUUAAAAAGUGACAGAUCCAUGGGCAAGCCCAUCAACUUCACUCAUGAUGAACCCAGAAAAGGAUCAGGGUCUUCUGCAGCCAGCAGUGCUUCUAUGGCAAGUGACAGGUCUAUCAGCAAACCUAUCAACAAAGAUGACCAACCAAGUUCUUUCCAGUCACGUCGUCAAAAGAGAACGGAUGACCCUCUCAACUUCAUCCCUAACCCUGAAGAAUAUGAAACAAAUGACCAACACAACACACUGCCAGCACUCCUGAAGAAGAGAAUCCUCAGAAUGUAUGGGGAUGACUAUGGGGAUGAGAGUAAAAACAAAUCCAACACAGACCUCUUUGAGAUAAAAGCUGCCAAAAAAAAGAAUAAGCAACUGAAAAACUACAAUAAAAUAUUCAAACCUUCAAAGGACCAUGCAAUGCGAACAGUGCUGACAAAGGGUGUAGAUGGAAUAGGCAAAACAUUCAAGACAAAGCAGAUGAUUGUUGACUGGGCAAAAGGAAAAUCCAACAAACACAUUGACUUGAUAGUGACAUAUGAUUUCGAUGAACUAAAUUCAAAAAGAGACAAGUUUCAAAGCAUGGAAGAUCUCCUUAAUAAUUUUUUCGGUGACAUUGAACAACAUACAGUUCCCAUCUAUGGUGAAUUUAAAAUAGCCUUUGUCCUCGACGGCCUGGAGAAAUGUGAACUUGACCUUGACUUUGAAAAGAAAGAGGACUUGACUGACAUAAAAGAGCAGGCCUCAAUCGAUGUGCUGCUAACAAGCCUCAUCAAGGGGAAGCUGCUCCCCUCUGCCCGACUCUGGAUCAUCACUCAACCUUCAGGAGUGGACAAGAUUCCACCUGAGUAUAUUCACAAAGUGACUGAAUGUCGAGAGACCUCAGAGCGCAGAAAGCAGCUGAUAUCAAAACUAUGGGAAAGAUAUUCUAGAGAAAAUGCUCAAACUAGAGAUGAAACCCAUCCUAACCAAGAAAAUAUCGAACACAUUAUUAGAGAAAACAGUGCUGGUGAGGUUGAAGACAAAAAUGAAAAGACACUGCCAAGGUCAGUGACAAGAGUAGAUAAGAUAUCUGAUAUCUUCAAUGAUGAAAAAAAGAAGAAAAUCAAGAAGGUGUUGACAAUCAAACAACCGGAUAUUGGCAAAACCUUCUAUGUGGAGAAAUUCAUUGAAGAGUGGACUAAAAAAAACAAGUCAUGGUUAGGUUUAAAAUCUUUUAAAGAUGAGGAACUUCUAUUUGCACUGAACCUCAGUCAACUUAAUUCGAUAAAAGACAAAACACCCAGCAUGAGAGAACUUAUUAAUGAGUUCUUUCAGGAAACCAAAAAGUCAGUAAUCUCUGACUAUGAAAGUUUCAAAGUUAUAUUUCUCUUGGAUGAACUGGACUCCUGUCAACUUCCUCUCGACUUUAAGAGUGACAUGAUUAAAGAUGUCACAAAACGAGCACCUGUGGGUGUGCUCCUGACAAACCUCAUCCAAGGAAACCUGUUCCCUUCUGCCAAACUCUGGUUAAUCUCUGGACCUUCACCUCUGAAAGAUCUGCCCGACGGCAUAUUUGACAGGACAACAGAAAUACGAGAGAAGCCUGAUGUCGCAAGUCAAAGGAAACUUAAAUCCCAGCUGAAGGAGAAAUAUACCUGGGUAGGAGAGGGGAUUGAUCAGCAGAAAACGUCUGCUCUUCUGAAUAAUAUCUACACACCUCUCUACAUCAUAACAGGAGAGAGGGGAGAGGUCAAUGUUCAACAUGAAACCAGACAAGUUCAAGAGGCAAAAUUCAAACCAGUGAAAGAAGAAAUCAACAUUGAAUGUCAUGAAAUCUUCAAACCUGCAUGUGGUGAAAAUAUACCAAUUAGAACUGCUCUAACAUUAGGAGUGGCAGGGAUUGGAAAAUCAUUUGCAUCAAUGAAGUUCAUCCUGGACUGGGCUGAAGGUGGUGUUAAUAAAAACAUCAACUUCAUAUUUCCACUUCCUUUCCGGGAGCUGAAUCUGAUGAAAGGUGGAGAAUACAGUUUUGAGGAACUUAUUCAUCAGUUCUUUCCCAUUAUGAAGACAUCAGAAAUAACCAACUAUGACAAGUACCAAAUUCUGAUUGUCCUGGAUGGUCUUGAUGAAUGUCGCUGUGAUCUAAACUUCAGUGAAAGUAUUCAUUUAGCAGAUGUGAAAAAGGAAAGCACAGUGAAUGUGCUGCUGGCAAACCUUAUCAAAGGCAACUUGCUUCCUAAAGCCCAAAUCUGGAUCACCUCCCGACCAGCCGCAUCCAAUAAUAUCCCUGCUGAUAAAGUUCAGCGGGUUACAGAGGUGCGAGGAUUUAAUGAUGAACACAAGCAGGAGUACUUCAAGAAGAGAUUCGAUAAAGAUUUCGAGGGAAUCUUUUCACAUAUCAAGACAUCGAGGAGCCUUUUCAUCAUGUGUCACAUCCCAGUCUUUUGUUGGAUCACUGCAAAGGUUCUGGAGGACUUUGUGCAACGACACCCAGAAGAGGAGAUGCCCAAGACUUUGACUGACAUGUACAUAUGCUUUCUCUUGCUGCAAUGCAGACAGGCUAAUGUGAAGUAUGAAAAAGACAAGACUGAUUCUUGCUGGAACGAAAGAAACAAGGAAACAAUCUUAUCUUUGGCACAACUCGCCUUUGAAGAGACAGAGAAAGGAAACUUUCUCUUCACGCAAGAAGACCUGCCAGGUCACGUUGACGUAAAGUCUGCGAUCUUCUCUGGGUUAUUUACUCAGGUCAAACGAGAGUGUAGUGUGCUGCAGAAGGACUUUUUCUGUUUUGUCCAUCUGAGCAUUCAAGAGUUCCUGGCAGCUCUUCAUGUGUUUUAUACAUUCAAAAACAGUGGUGAAAAUCUGCUAAUGAAGCAAGCUUCAGCAGCUGCAGCCUUUUCUGCGUCAGACUUCUACAAGACAGCAGUGGACAAGGCUUUAGACAGUAAAAAUGGAGACUGGGAUCUGUUCCUUCGCUUCCUGCUUGGUCUUUCUCAGGAGAACAAUCAAGACUUACUGUACGGGUUGCUGGAAAAGUCCCAAAACAACGAGACAAAUGAGGAAACAAUUGAUUACAUCAAAGGGAAGAUCAGUGACGAAAUCAAGGAUUCAGAUAAAAACCUCAACCUUUUCCACUGUUUGAAUGAGCUGAACGAUCACUCUCUCGUAAAUGAAGUUAGGAAGUACCUGCAAUCAGAAACACUGCCAUUUGAAAAGUUCUCUGCCUCCCAGUGGUCAGCUCUGACUUUUGUUCUGCUGAUGUCAGAUGAGAAUCUUGAUGUGUUUGAUCUGAAGAAGUACCAGAAAUCAGAGAAGGUUCUUCUGGGAAUGUUGCCAGUCGUCAAAGUAGCUAAAACAGCUUUGUUGAGUUGGUGCAAGCUCUCUGAGGAGUCUUGUAAAGGUCUAACAUCCUCAGUGCUCAGUUCUUCAUCCUCUAAUCUCACAAAGCUGGAUCUGAAUCAUAAUGAUCUGCUGGAUUCAGGUGUGGAGCUGCUUGCUGAAGGCCUGGGGAGUUUGCAUUGCCUACUAGAGACUGUUAAUCUAGCAGGCUGUCAGGUGACAGAGAAAGGCUGCUCUGCUAUAGCCUCAGCUCUAAAUUCCAACAAACAUUCCCACCUGAAGCAACUGGAUCUCAGUUAUAAUCAUCCAGGUGACAACGGGUCAAAGAUGCUGACUGAUAUAAAAGAUGAUCCAAAAAAGAAACUGAACACUCUGUGUUUGGACCAUGGUGGAAUACAUCGGUUAAAGCCAGGACUGAAAAAAUAUGGUGUAGAUUUGGUGUUUGAUAUAAACACAGCAAACCGGAGGCUUUCUGUACUGGGCAAGAAAGUAAAAACUUCAGAUGAUGUGAGGGAGAGGGAUGUCACCUUGAAGCAGGACAAAAGUAAAUGGACUAACAUUUUUUGUGACAGAUCUGAAAUGCUAAACAAAGGCUUAACCGGCCUCUGCUACUGGGAGGUAGAGUGGGCAGGAAGGGUGGGCAUUGCAGUGGCAUAUGAAAAAGUGGGCAGACAAUUGGACAAAAGGGGUGGCCUCGGGUGCAACGACAUAUCAUGGAGUCUGGAAUGCUCAGCGACUGGAUACACUGCCAAGACUGGAAACAAAACGGUUCGUAUUAAAUCUGAGGUUUGCCAGAAAAUAGCAGUGUUUCUGGAUUGGGACGGUGGUCGUCUGAGUUAUUACAGUGUUACACCAGCAAAGCUGAGCCACAUCCACACCUUUUAUGCCAAAUUCACAAAACCACUCUUCCCAGGCUUCUGGUUUAAGAAGGGCUCUGUGACUUUGUGCAACAUAGACUGAACUCCUGAACUCCAUGUGGCAGGAAAAGGUAAUUGUACUUGAUGAUAGCUACGCAAAAGCAGAACUGCAUCAUUUCAGUACAACGAUAUGUGAGAUUAAUUGGUCAUGCUGUUCUUUACGGGAAAGCUCUUCAGUGGUACUGACACUGAGGUGAUGAGCUGAACAGUUUAACGAAUGAACAAAAAAACCUAAAAACAAUAAAUUAAAACUGUGACGCACAAGUUGUUAACAACUGUUUACACUGGGAGCAUUUCAUUUUAACAUGUGUACAUAAUUAUUGUAUUCACAGUAUUAAAGUAAUUUAAAGUUGUCAGAGGCAGUUUUGAGCUCACCCACUGAUGGUCAUACAAGUAACAUGUAGAAUACAGUAAACGACUCCUCGACUAAGACGAUGAUGACGACAAAAAAAGAAA